CAAGAAUUGUAAAUCAGUUGACCUGCUGGUUGCUCCUCUGUGAUGACGUGUGUGUGUGUGUGUGUGUGUGUGUGUGUGUGUGUGUGUGUGUGUGUGUGUGUGUGUGAGGAGGAUUAGGCCUUAGAUAACAGGAUUAGAAUGUUCCACACACUACUGAGAAUCCUUAAAUAGCCUGUGAGAGUGUCAGUGUCUCAUUCAUCUUUGUGUGGUUUGAUAUUUUCUGUGGUCCACCACACUCGCUGUCAUCCUGAAUGAUCUGAAAUAAGUUUAGUUGUCAUUUUACAGAUAUGGCUGAUGUGUCGAGGAGUCUUAACCUGCUGGAAACGCUAAAGGAGUCCAUUGAGAAGAACAACAUAUCAGAUAUAAGAGAUGCCAUGGAGGACAUGCUGAUCAGCAGAAUCAACAUUGCAAUCGCUGGGGAGAGAAAAGCAGAAAAAGCCACUUUUAUCAACUCACUUCGAGGGCUGAGUCAAGACGACGAAGGCUCAGCCCGCUCUCCAUCAUCUGCUGCCCCAGGGGAACUAACCGUAUUCCCGAACCCCAAACAUCCUGACUAUCGCCUCUUCGAUCUGCCGCCCAUCUCUAAUGAUCCCACUUUUCAGGCCGAGGAUUAUAUAGAGCGUUUCAAAGCCAUGCGGUACAACGCCAUCAUUAUCACAUUCACAGAGAGUCCUAGUGUUAACAGUGUGGCGGUGUGGAGGGAAUUAAGGUCGCUGCAGAAAGAGACAGUUUACUUUGUCUUAUUAGCGUCGGUGAAGGAUACCGAGAAAACACUGGAGGUGAAGAAAGCGAAAAGCUUAGAAGUGCUCAAGGCAGAAGGUGUUCCUCUCCCCAAGGUGUUCCUGGUACAACCUUCCGCUUUGGAGAAGCUGGACUUUCUAACGUUUUUAGAGGUCAUGCGAGGUGACCUUCCAGAGAUCAGGGCGCAUGCUCUUCUUCUGGCACUUCCAACAUUUUCCAAAUCCUUGGUCACUCAGAAGAAAGAUGCCUUCAAGGCACUGGUGUGGGCUGCUGCCUCAUUAUCCGGUGGCAUUUCUGCCAUUCCCGUACCCCUGGUGGCCUCCAUGGUGGACGCUACGGUGGGCGUACGGAUUUUAACGAAGGCGCAGAUCUCUCUUUGCCUGGAUGACGAGUCUCUGCAGCGACUGGCGAGGCAGCGGGGUCUCGACCCAGCCAGGAUGAAGGCUCUGCGGACCUGCGCUCUCUCUGUGGAGGUCAGCAAGAGUGAAGUUAAAAGACGGCUCGCGGAGGCCGAGAAAGACACCAGCACUGCAACCACCAGACUUGUGGAGCUAGCCAUGCCGAGACACGCAAGAUCCGUCAGCAGAUCUUUCACUGUUAUGCUACAGGCGCUCAAUACUGCUAUUGAUGAUAUGGGUGCUGAUGCUGAGAAGGUGGUUACUAUGGUAACAGGAGAGGGACAGUAGAUUGAGCAGUACACAAAAUUAC
Messenger RNA from Rhinichthys klamathensis goyatoka, 1449 nucleotides. It is a transcript of the gene irgq2, whose product is annotated as immunity-related GTPase family, q2. Gene Ontology annotation, molecular function: GTP binding. The transcript is spliced from 2 exons. Gene Ontology annotation, cellular component: membrane. NCBI's taxonomy places the organism in Eukaryota, Metazoa, Chordata, Actinopteri, Cypriniformes, Leuciscidae. The record is from RefSeq and is a predicted model, not a curated record. Bases 288 to 1427 code for a protein of 379 amino acids.